Messenger RNA from Gracilinanus agilis (Agile Gracile Mouse Opossum), 1558 nucleotides. RefSeq names its product sepiapterin reductase (gene SPR). Bases 19 to 804 code for a protein of 261 amino acids. Gene Ontology annotation, molecular function: sepiapterin reductase (NADP+) activity. The transcript has 3 exons. Gene Ontology annotation, biological process: tetrahydrobiopterin biosynthetic process. The record is from RefSeq and is a predicted model, not a curated record. Lineage: Eukaryota; Metazoa; Chordata; Mammalia; Didelphimorphia; Didelphidae.
GGAGCCUGCCGGAGCGUCAUGAAGGGCAGCCUGGGCCGGGCAGUGUGCAUCCUGACUGGGGCCUCUCGGGGCUUCGGCCGCAGCCUGGUGCCACUGUUGGCCUCGAGACUGGCCGCUGGCUCCGCGCUGGUGCUGAGCGCCCGCAAUGACGGUGCCCUGAGGAAGGUGUCGGAGGAGCUGAGAGCAGAGUGGCCUGACUUGCGGGUGCAGUGUGUGCCGGCUGACCUGGAGCAGGAGGCUGGGCUACAACAGCUGCUGGAGGCAUUGCGGGAGCUGCCCCAGCCAGUGGGCUUACAGCGGCUCCUGCUCAUCAACAAUGCGGGUUCUCUGGGGGAUCCCUCCAAAAACAUCGUGGAUUUCACUGAGCCAGCAGAGCUCAACGCCUAUUGGAUGCUGAAUGUGACCUCUGCGCUCUGCCUGACUUCGGGUGUCCUGAGGACCUUCCCCCCAAGUUCCAGCCUGGGCAGAAUCGUGGUCAACAUCUCCUCCCAGUUUGCCGUGAGGCCCAUGAAGAGCUGGGCUCUGUACUGCAUGGGGAAAGCCUCCAGGGACAUGCUGUUCCGGGUCUUAGCAGCGGAAGAGCCUGACGUGAGGGUGCUGAGCUAUGCACCAGGUCCUCUGGACACAGACAUCCGCCAGACUGCCAAAGCAUACACAAAGGAUCCCGAAACCCGCCAGAUGUUACUUAAGCUGUCUCAGAACGGGGGGCUGGUGGACUGCACUGUGUCGGGCCAGAAACUGAUGGAGCUGCUGCAAAGGAACACCUUUCAGUCUGGAGCCCACGUUGAUUUCUUUGAUGAAUAGGUUUCUUGGGUCCUCCUUCUCUGCUCCUUUCAGAAUUCCCAACCGACCCCAAACCCUUAUGGAGGAAGAGAGGGGCCACCAUUACUGUAAGGUAUCAAAGCAGUUUAUUUCCCUGGACCUUAAUUAACACACAGCCCUUAAUGAGAGCAGCAGUCACCCUAAACACAUGGGUUAUAGAUUUAAAGCUGGAAGAGAUCUUGCAGAUAGCUAGCCAGACCCCCUCAUUCGACAUAUGAGAAAGUCCAUAGAGGGCAAAUACUUAUAGGUAACAAGUGGCAAAGCCAGAAUUUGAACCCAGCUCCUCUGACUCCAAAAUUUAGUGUAUUCUCUGAUGCACCAAAAAUUAUAAAAUUUUGUAGCUAGAAAGAAUCUCAAAGAUCCAACAGGUAUCUGAUCAUGAAUUCCCUCCAUUUGAAGAACUCCAUAGUGAAAAGGAAUCCAUCAUAUCCCAAAGCAGUCCAUUCCAUUCUUUGAUGGUUCUCAUUGCCAAGAAGUUUUUACUGACUAAAUGUGCCUCUUUGUUUCAUCCCCUUGACCCUGCCACCCCACCCCAGCAUUUCUCCUCUUUUGGGGAUAAGCAGAACAAAUACAAUCAAUCAUGCUAUCCCUGAGAAGGGGUGGCAGAGACUCUCUGCUAGAGUAGUUUUUCUUAAUUGACACAACACCUAGAGAAUAAUGAAAUUAAUAUCCCAAGCAUUCUUUUGUUGUUAUUUUUGAUUUUUAACCUUUACCUUCUACUUUAGAUUCAAGUGGU